Molecule: messenger RNA, 2262 nt
Organism: Colletotrichum chrysophilum
Lineage: Eukaryota; Fungi; Ascomycota; Sordariomycetes; Glomerellales; Glomerellaceae
Exons: 5
Coding region: 1-2262 (753 amino acids)
Biological process (GO): protein ubiquitination; SCF-dependent proteasomal ubiquitin-dependent protein catabolic process
Cellular component (GO): SCF ubiquitin ligase complex
Molecular function (GO): ubiquitin protein ligase binding
Source: RefSeq, a predicted model, not a curated record
AUGGCGCCCACAGUUCAGCAGAUGCCUCCGGUUCCCAACAGGGAGGACAUCGGAGCAACAUGGAAAUAUCUCGAGGCCGGGAUCCAGCGUAUCAUGCUUGAUCUCGAGCGCGGUAUUGACAUGCAGAUCAAGGCCGUUGGGCUCUCAGUGCCUCAAGGAAGUAUUGGUUCUGGCAAUCACAGAGGAGCCCACCUCCUUGGCGAGGAACUUUACAAUAAGCUCAUCGAAUACCUCAAGUCCCACCUCGAAGGACUCGUCCAGCAAUCCAAGACACACACCGACGAGGCUCUCCUGACAUUCUACAUCAAAGAAUGGAACAGAUACACGGUCGCCGCCAAAUACAUCCACCACCUGUUCCGGUAUCUGAACCGACACUGGGUCAAGCGUGAAAUGGACGAGGGCAAGAAAAACAUCUACGACGUCUACACGCUCCACUUGGUCCAAUGGCGUAGGGUGCUGUUCGAAGACGUAUCUGGGAAGGUCAUGGAGGCGGUGUUGAAGCUCGUCGAGAAGCAACGCAAUGGCGAGACGAUCGAGUACGGCCAGAUCAAGCAAGUCGUUGAUUCCUUCGUGUCCCUCGGCCUCGAUGACUCCGAUCCCACCAAGUCGACCCUCGACGUCUACCGCUUCCACUUCGAGAAACCGUUCUUAGAACAUACGAAGACCUACUACCAGAAUGAGUCUAAGCAGUUCGUGGCCGAGAACAGCGUGGUCGAAUACAUGAAGAAGGCUGCUGCUCGUUUACAGGAGGAGGAGGAGCGUGUCAAGAUGUAUCUUCACGCUGAUAUCAUCAAUCCCCUCCGGAAGACCUGUAACCAAGCUCUUAUUGCGGAUCACUCCCAGCUCUUGCGAGACGAAUUCCAGGUCCUUCUCGACAACGACAGAGAAGAAGACAUGGCCAGGAUGUACAACCUUCUAUCAAGAAUUCCCGAAGGUUUGGAUCCUCUCCGCCAGAGAUUCGAGACUCAUGUCCGUAAGGCCGGCCUGGGAGCAGUACAGAAGGUGGCAUCGGAUGCAGAGAAGCUGGAGCCCAAAGUCUACGUCGAUGCGCUGUUGGAGAUCCAUUCUCAGUACUCGGGCUUGGUAACGCGAGCUUUCGAAGCUGAGGCAGAGUUUACGAGAUCCCUUGACAACGCCUGCCGCGAAUUCAUCAACAGAAACGAGGUCUGCAAGUCGGGCUCCAACAAGUCUCCUGAGCUGUUGGCCAAGUACACGGAUGUUCUGCUUCGCAAGAGCAGCACCGGAAUCGAGGAGGGCGAGCUUGAGAACACUCUCACGCAGAUCAUGACCGUUUUCAAGUACAUCGAGGACAAGGACGUCUUCCAAAAGUUCUACUCCCGCAUGCUGGCUCGCAGAUUGGUCCACAGUAACUCCUCGUCGGACGAUGCAGAGACAAGCAUGAUCAGUAAGCUUAAAGAGGCGUGCGGUUUUGAGUACACGAACAAGCUCCAGAGAAUGUUCCAGGACAUGCAGACCUCCAAGGACUUGAACGUCAGCUUCAAGGAGCAUGUUGCGGGUCUUGGCAUUACCAAGAACGCUCUGGACUCCCAGUACUCGAUCCUGGGUACCGGUUUCUGGCCGUUGACAGCACCAAACACCAGCUUCACUCCACCCGCUGAGAUCAAUGAGGACUGUGAGCGAUUCGCUCGCUUCUACAAGAAUAGGCACGAGGGUCGCAAGUUGACGUGGCUCUGGCAGUUGUGCAAGGGUGAGCUGAAGGCAGGGUACUGCAAGAACAGCAAAACGCCCUACACCUUCCAGGUGUCGGUGUAUCAGAUGGCGAUCUUGCUCAUGUUCAACGACAAGGACAAACACACCUACGAGGAUAUCGCCGGUGUGACCCUGCUAAGCUCUGAGGUCCUGGACCAGGCUCUGGCCAUCCUGCUCAAGGCCAAGGUUCUCAUCAUCUCCCCCGAUGGCAAGCCCGAGGCAGGCAAGAGCUUCAGGCUCAACUACGACUUCAAGAGCAAGAAGAUCAGAGUGAACUUGAACCUCGGAGGAGCCAAGGAAGCCAAGCAGGAGGAAGUGGAGACCAACAAGACGAUCGAGGAGGACCGCAAGCUGUUGUUGCAGUCUGCCAUCGUUCGUAUCAUGAAGGCGAGAAAGAAGAUGAAGCACACGCAGCUCGUCAGCGAAACUAUCAACCAGAUUCGGUCGCGCUUCGUGCCAAAGGUUUCGGAUAUCAAGAAGUGCAUAGAGAUUCUCCUCGACAAGGAGUACUUGGAACGGCUCGAGGAUGACGAGCUUGGAUACUUGGCGUAA